AUCACAUGCGCUCACCCUCCGCAUCUCACUUGCAAAUGCUUGUCAGCAGAAUAAUAUCGUCAGCGGUCGGCCAUUGUUGUCGGCGGAGAUGCGAAAUAUUUCGAUGUAAUUUUGAUCGGCAAAGUUUUACGAGAUUACUUGCGCAUUCGAGUUUUAUAUAUAUCAUCCAAGAUGCACACAGUCGCGGAAUUGGGCACCGGCGUGCCGGCUUUUCUUGCCAAACUAUGGAAACUGGUCGAGGACCCGGAAACCGACAACUUAAUUUGCUGGUCACCUAAUGGGAGAAGUUUUAUCAUUAAAAAUCAAGCAAAAUUUGCGAGAGAAUUAUUGCCACAUUAUUAUAAACACAAUAAUAUGGCUAGUUUUGUACGACAGCUAAAUAUGUAUGGAUUCCAUAAGAAAGUAUCUGUAGAACUGGGUGGUCUAAAGUGCGAUAAGGAUGAAAUGGAAUUUGCACAUCAGUUUUUUUACAAAGGACAUCCAUAUCUAUUAGAACAUAUUAAAAGAAAAAUUGCAUCUAGUAAGAGUCAAGAUGCAGCUCAUACUCCUAUUAAACCAGAAUUAAUGACCAAAGUAUUAGCAGAAGUAAGAAGUAUGAGAGGUCGACAAGAGAAUUUGGAUACUAAAUUAGGCGCAAUAAAACAUGAAAAUGAAGCAUUGUGGAGAGAAAUAGCAAUGCUAAGACAGAAACAUUUGAAACAACAACAAAUUGUUAACAAGCUUAUUCAAUUUCUUGUUACUCUUGUACAACCCUCGAGAGGAAGUGGUUUACCUGUCAAGCGGCGAUAUCCAUUAAUGAUAGAUGAUUCAAAUCGUACACGUAAACAGAGCAAAUUGUCAAAGCCACAAGCAUCUCCUACAGGACCGAUUAUUCAUGAACUUGAUGCAUCAGAGUCAUCAGAUUUGGAUUCAGAAUAUAUUGUUGCUGAGAUGUUGGAGAAUGGAGCUCCAGCUGUUUACAGUCCAGAAGAAUAUAUUGAAACAUCAAUAGAUGAUGAAAAUAUGGAAAAUGAACUAAUCGAGAAUCCUGAGACGACUCUACUAGAAAACGAUAUUGAAAUUAGUUCACAUGAAAAUGAUACAAGGAAGAAACGUCUUUGCAAGGGUAAAAAGAAGAGGAAAAACAAGGUGCCUGUCAAAAUUUUGAUCCCACCAUUGGAAAAUGGAGGAAAACCAAGGGAAGAAUUGCAUUUGCUUGAAAUGCCCAUCAACGAGGAAACUCCUGCGCCUUUUGCUUUACUUGAAAGAGAAUCUAUCGGUUCUAAACCUGUACCUGUGGCGUCAAUGCGCAGUUCUAAACUCGCAGCGAUGGCGGCAAAUAUUAAUGAAUCUCAAGAUGUUGACACUGAUAUCAUGGAAAGUUCAGCUGAUAUGGAAGAUGAUAUGGAAGUCUCAGACAAUGAUGCAUCCAUGCUGAAACUAGAAGAUAUCCUAAUUGUUCCAGAAAUAAUCAACAACAGCAACAUUCAAAAUAUUGUUGAGAAAAAAGAAACCAAUGUCAAAGAAUCUAAUCCAGUGAAUCAGGGACUUGAUCAAAUUGAUGAUGACAGAAUUGCUCUAGCAGCAAGUGAUAUUAAACUUGAUCAAAUUGAUGAUGACAGAAUUGCUCUAGCAGCAAGUGAUAUUAAACGGCACAAUGAAAAUGAAACAUCAAAAGUUUUACAGGAUGAAAAAGACAAUGAUAACAAAGCAAGCACAAGUUCAUCAAAAGAUUUACCUUUGAGUCGCGUCAAUUCUUCAGAUAUAUGUGAAGCUAAUUACAGGUUAGAACCGAUGGAACAAAUGGAUAAUCAUCUGGAAACAAUGCAAACAGAUUUGGACAAUCUGCGUGAAAUUCUACGUGGUGAAGGUUACAGCAUUGAUGCUAAUACUCUUCUCGGGCUGUUUGGCGCGGAUGAUCCAAUGACAUUCGGAUUACCAAUUAAUCCAGAAUUAAAUCCGAAUUGUGAAAAAGAUGAUAAUGAUGACAACACUGCACUUGCAGAUUCUAUCAAUGGAUCUGCUGGUGGGGAACUUAUGACGUAUAAUCCUACAUCAAAUCUACUAGAUUUUGAUGACGAUAUGUUAUUGGAAAAUGAAUCACCUUCGCUACCAACAGCAUCAUCAAAUUUAUCUACAGACAAUCUAUAUACUUCAGAUCCUUUAGAUCCUUUAGACGAUAAGGCUUCGCUUUAUGAUUCUCUAGUAAAACUCUCUAGUAAGAAUCUAAAAUCGUAAACAUUAUUAUUUAUAUAUGUGCUUUUUGCUGGAUACUCCACUUCUGGAUUAUUAUCUAGAAAAUUAUUAAUUAUCUAGAAAAAAUGGUAUUGUAAAAAAUAGGAGAGAGGAGAAAGGAGAGAAUAAAAUAUAUGUGCUGUUACAAAUUCUACAGCAUUUGUUAUCAAGUGAAGUAAGAACAGCAUUUGCAGCAACAUAAUCUAAAUAUCUUAAUAUGAAACAAAUCUAAUGAAAAGAAUAAAAGAGCAAUCUUAUAUAUAUCACUAAAAAGAAGUUAUAGAUACCGAUUAUAGCUUUCCAAGAUCUUACAAAUGAACAAAUACGAGAGUUAUAUUAAUAAAACUUUUGUUCUUACUUGCUUGUAUAUAA
Messenger RNA from Cataglyphis hispanica, 2586 nucleotides. It is a transcript of the gene Hsf, whose product is annotated as heat shock factor protein. Bases 172 to 2217 code for a protein of 681 amino acids. Gene Ontology annotation, biological process: regulation of DNA-templated transcription. The record is from RefSeq and is a predicted model, not a curated record. The transcript is spliced from 12 exons. NCBI's taxonomy places the organism in Eukaryota, Metazoa, Arthropoda, Insecta, Hymenoptera, Formicidae. Gene Ontology annotation, molecular function: DNA-binding transcription factor activity; sequence-specific DNA binding.